AGUUAUCGGUGCGUUUGUGCCAUCCCUAGCUGUAAAAAUGUCAGCGGCACGUUUAUACGGAGGUUUUCGUUUAUUUUCCUCGAGCGCCGUGCAGCGCAAUGCCGUCGGUGGCAAGAGCCUGGUGGAGGCCGUGGCGGUGACCAAGAGUGGCCGCACCAUAGUGGCCUGGCAUCCGGACACGCCCCAUCCGUACGAGCACACACAGCCGCUGCCAAAGAUCGCGGAGAUUCAGAGCUCGUCGGUGGUCAAGGAAUCGGCUCUGAAGACGGCGAUGCAGGCCUUCAAGGGCAAGCAUCCGGAGGUGGCGCGCCAGGAGCUGAUGCAGCUGACCCACACGACCAAGCACCGCUGGUUUCCGCGCGCCCGCGACAGGAAGGCCAAGCGCACGCCGAUGGACCGGCCGUUCCUGUAGCUUUCCACCCAGUGCAUUGCAUAAUGUUCAAAUAAAUUCGUUCUCGUUUAA
Messenger RNA from Drosophila takahashii, 463 nucleotides. RefSeq names its product mitochondrial ribosomal protein L42 (gene mRpL42). The record is from RefSeq and is a predicted model, not a curated record. Gene Ontology annotation, cellular component: mitochondrial large ribosomal subunit. Lineage: Eukaryota; Metazoa; Arthropoda; Insecta; Diptera; Drosophilidae.